Ichthyophthirius multifiliis is the source of this 306-nucleotide messenger RNA. RefSeq lists its product as hypothetical. The transcript has a single exon. The record is from RefSeq and is a predicted model, not a curated record. Lineage: Eukaryota; Ciliophora; Oligohymenophorea; Hymenostomatida.
AUGAAACCAGAAUUAAUUGGAUAUAAUUAAUUAUAAUUUGAAUAUAAUAACCUUUAAGAUAAUCUUAAAUAUCUUCUUUCUGAAAUUGAUAGACUUUAAGGCGAAAAUACAAUGUAAAGUAAAGAAUUGGAAGUUUGGAGGUAUAAAUAUUCCGAAUUUUAACCUUUGGAAAAUAAAAUUUAAGAUCUCCUUUGUAAAAUUACUCUUAAUUGUUCUGAAAUCGAAUGUUUAAGGCAUUAAUUGGAUUAAAAAGGUCAAGAAAAUUAAAGUCUUAGAAAUUCUUAAUUAUUAUAAUUUAGAGAUUGA